CAUAUCACAUGGCUUCAAGAGGAAUCAACAUGGGUCUAGUCAUGGUCCUUAUCGUGGCCAUGCUUUCAGCUAAAGCCAUGGCACAAUCAGGUUGCACCAAUGUUCUAAUUAGCAUGGCUCCAUGCCUAAGCUAUGUCACUGGAAGCUCCUCGACUCCAUCUUCUUCGUGCUGCUCGCAAUUGGCUAGUGUUGUUCUAUCACAGCCACAAUGCCUCUGCGCCGCACUAAAUGGCGGUGGUGCUUCAUUAGGUCUUAACAUCAAUGAGACGCUUGCAUUAGCACUUCCUGCUGCCUGUAAAGUACAAACCCCGCCUGUUAGCAAGUGCAAUGAUAUUAAUGGACCUGUAAUGUCUCCAGCCGAUUCUCCUGAUGGUUUGCCAGGUAAUUCUUCAAGUACUCCAUCUUGUCGAUGGAAAUUUUACAUCCUUAGAAAGCACAGAGGAGGAUCUAAAACAGUUCCAGCAACUGGAGGGAGCCCUGGAAAUGGCCUCAUCAUAAACAAGACCCUUCAGCUCGUUCUCUUUGUUGUGUUCAUGGCAUCAUCUGCAUCAACUUUAAGCAGCUACUGA
This is a messenger RNA of Populus nigra (black poplar), 569 nucleotides long. RefSeq names its product non-specific lipid transfer protein GPI-anchored 5-like. Lineage: Eukaryota; Viridiplantae; Streptophyta; Magnoliopsida; Malpighiales; Salicaceae. Gene Ontology annotation, biological process: lipid transport. The record is from RefSeq and is a predicted model, not a curated record. Gene Ontology annotation, molecular function: lipid binding. The coding region runs from base 9 to 569 and encodes 186 amino acids. The transcript is spliced from 4 exons.